AGCUAAAUUUAAAUAAAAUCGUAUUAAAAUGUAUUUUUUUCCGCGUAUGUGCAUUUGUGUGCGUGUAUUGGUGCAUCGCGUGGGCAUUGAGCGAAACAAAACAAAAUUGUUGAAAAUUCACUAAAACAACAACAAUGCAUUUAAUAUUGACCCAAUUCAGAAAAAUCAAAAAAGCGAAAGAAAUCAUUAGAAAGCAAGCGCAGCUAUUAAUUGAGCCAAUUGCUAACUUUUCUGACUCAGCAUGUAAAUCAGCAUAUAUAACCCGGAAUUGGUUUCUACAAAGCAUCAUUUGCUUUUAACUAAAUUUUCAUCAAUGUUCAGUGAGUUCAAAUGACGUCCGCUAAGCUGCCAAACACAAACUGUUGACUACGCGAGAUCCUUAACUAAAAGUACAAAUACCAACAAUGGGCAAUUCUUGUAAAAAAUCACAAAAUCCAAAAAUACCCGACGAUGUCAAUGAUGGCCUUGAGACAUUGGAGGAAUAUCGAAGCCGUUGGCGUUCGGUGCGCGUCAUUUAUUUCACAAUGUUCCUGAUGUCACUUGGCUUCAGUAUUAUACUAACAGGCAUAUGGCCGUACUUAAACAAGCUAGAUCCAAAGGCGGGCAAAGAGUUUAUGGGUCUCAUUGUUGCCGCAAAUCCGUUGGGUCAGAUGAUCUUCAGUCCGCUCUUCGGUUGGUGGAGCAAUAGAAUUGGCAGCAUACGUUUACCCUUACUAUGUUCGUUGGCGUUGUUCACAUUCGCUAGCGGGCUGUAUUCAUCACUGGAAAUGCGUCCCGAUCAUGUCAAGUACUGGAUGUUGAUCUCACGUUUCUUAAUUGGCGUCAGUUCGGCAAAUAUUGCUGUGUGCCGUUCGUACUUAUCGGCAGCGACACGUUUGAGCGAACGCACGAAAGCCGUUUCGAUGGUGUCACUGGCACAGGUGUUGGGCUUCAUUGUGGGACCCGGUCUACAGACGGCUGUAACACCAUUGGGUAAUGAUGGUUAUAGUUUUCUUUGGGGCUCCAUUGUUUUCAACAUGUACACGGCUUGUGGCUGGAUAAAUGUACUUAUGAGCAUUGGCAACUUCAUCAUGUUUCUGCCGGGACUUUUUGAGGAGCAUAAGAUAGCUGCGCGCGAAAUAAUGAUAAAACAGGGUAAAAGUUCGGAGCGUGAAACGUGGAAGGCCAUCAAACCGGACUAUGUGUCAGCGUGGACUUUAAUUAUGGCAUUCUUCGUGCUGGUCUUCAACUUUGUGCUGCUCGAAACACUCGGCACUUCUCUCACCAUGGACCAGUUUGCUUGGAGCAAUCAUGAAGCGCUCUACUACAUGGGCAUACUGAUGUCAGUGGGUGCUAUUGUGGCACUCGCCACCUUUGUUGCCAUCAAUCCGCUUUGUAAAGUUUUUCCCGAACACUAUGUGCUCAUAUGGGGUGGCUUUUCGCUAAUGGUACUCGGCCGUGUGCUGUAUAUACCAUGGGGCGAUGGCCCACCUGUUAUUGCUGAAGUUUACAAUGAAACAUUACCGCUGACGGGCAAUACUACAAUAGAUCUCGAUCCGAAUGAUAUCGUAUUUCUCGGCUGCCCCAAAACACAGCCCUGGUGUGAGCUAACGCCAGCACUGACUUUAACACAAUUCAUCAUCGGCUAUGCAUUCACUUCAAUCGGUUAUCCGAUCGGUGUCACAUUGAUACAAACGAUCUUCUCAAAAGUAUUGGGACCACGACCGCAAGGUGUUUGGAUGGGUCUGAUGACCGGUGCGGGUUGCUUGUCGCGCGUAUUGGGACCUGUUUUUGUAGGUGUGAUCUAUACACGCUAUGGCACAUACUGGACGUUCGGCAUAACGUCGGUGAUGAUGUUCGUAGCGAUGAUAUGGCUGCUGUUAUCGAAAAAUCGUUUGAUACCACCGAGUUUCGACAAUCCUAUGGGUGCCGAAAUGCAAACAUUGAGUACAAAUAAAGUGCCACUGGCAUCAGCGGAAGAAGAGUACAAAAUAGUGCCACAAAUUGAUGACGAAGCGCCGGCGCUGAUAGAGAAUGAAGAUGACCUGGAUGCUGCUCUAAAUACAGCGCUGUAUUCGGACAAAAAUAAUAUAACUAUAGUUGUAGCGGAAAAGUGAUUUUUCUAAACCGUUAUAAGUACCUCCGAAGUUACUUAUUUUGAGCUACGUCUUUCGGCUUGCAGUGCAAAAAUUGUUGUUGCGCAUAAACAACCGGUAAACCGGUUUGAAAAAUGUUAAAAUUACAAAAUCAUUAACAAAUUAUGGAAAAUCACUUCUAACCUUUUUAAAAAGUUUUUUUGUGAAUAUAGCGUUAUAUAUUCCUCUAUGUAAAUUACUUAUGUAUACGUUAGUAUUAAAAUUAAUUAUGUCGAAAUUAUAGGUUUUUACAGUUGACAAGUGUA
Messenger RNA from Bactrocera dorsalis (oriental fruit fly), 2380 nucleotides. Its product is annotated as major facilitator superfamily domain-containing protein 8. The transcript has 6 exons. Bases 405 to 2096 code for a protein of 563 amino acids. Gene Ontology annotation, molecular function: transmembrane transporter activity. Gene Ontology annotation, cellular component: lysosomal membrane. The record is from RefSeq and is a predicted model, not a curated record. Gene Ontology annotation, biological process: transmembrane transport. NCBI's taxonomy places the organism in Eukaryota, Metazoa, Arthropoda, Insecta, Diptera, Tephritidae.